AUGUCGAUGUUUGGGGGUCUGGAUGGCGGCUUUGCCCGCUUCAUGCAGAAUGGCAUGGAUCCGCGUUUCCCAAGACCACCGCGAGCAUACGAUGAAUACUUUAAAGCAUACAGUAUGGCCAUGCUUCCCGGUAAGGAACGUCUCAACGUCAGCUAUGGUGGCAAAAUUAUCAUGCCUCCAUCCGCACUAGCACACUUGACCAAUCUCGAAAUCGAGUCGCCAUGGUUCUUCGAGUUGCGCACUACAGGAGCGUCCGAGGUGCGCCGCACGCACGCUGGUGUACUCGAAUUUAUCGCCGACGAAGGCCACGUUCAUCUUCCCGCAUGGAUGAUGCGGACUCUCGGCUUGUCGGAAGGCGAUCCUAUCCGACUCACGGGCGCCACGCUCCCCAAGGGUAAGAUGGUCAAGAUUCAACCACAAACCGUCGAUUUUUUGGAGAUCAGCGACCCUAAGGCAGUGCUCGAGCAAGCUUUCCGCAACUUUUCCGCACUGACGCCCGGUGACAUCGUCGAGAUCAGCUACAAUUGCCUCACGUUUGAGAUUCUCAUCAUGGAAAUUACGCCCGAUGCCGACGGUAUUUCAAUCAUUGAAACUGAUCUAGAGGUAGACUUUGCUGCACCCAAGGGCUACGUCGAGCCGACACCGCAGCCAAGACCUCCACCGCCAACCAUGGCCUCGAAACUAAACAUUGACAGUUCUCGUGUUGAGUCAAUUCCACCGACCCGCACGUCAACACCUGGAUCGCUCACAGGCACAAGUGCUACUGGCGGUUCUGGUAUGGCCACCCCAUCGGGUCCCUUCCGUGGCUCAGGUCAAACACUGAGCGGCAAGAAGAGCAAGGGCAAGAAGGAGCGCCAGAUUGAACAACUCGAUCCUUUCAGCAUGAUACGACGUACCGACAUGCCACGCAUCGUGACCAACGAUACCCAGCUUACAGAGAAAAAGAUUCCCGCUGCACUCAAUUUGCCUUUUGGAAAAUUGUUCUUUGGGUACGAGAUCAUCCCUGUUGGCGGCAAAGUUGAUGGAACUGUAAAGGAGAAGAAGACGGAAAGUUUUGGAGGAGCAGGUACGACUCUGUCUGGUCGCGCGCCACGACCCAAGCCGCAAGAGAAGGACAACAGUACACCGACGGCGAGCGCAGCAUCGUCAGGUUACACGCUCGGCGGAGGGCGUGUGUUGGGAGAGAGCUCGCGAAGCAGCCGGUACGCUACACCGACAAGCUCUGAUGGUCGCAGUCUCAACGAAAGCAGACGCGAAGUCAUCGAAAUUGACUCGGAUUGA
Molecule: messenger RNA, 1281 nt
Organism: Mycosarcoma maydis (corn smut)
Lineage: Eukaryota; Fungi; Basidiomycota; Ustilaginomycetes; Ustilaginales
Product: polyubiquitin-binding protein UFD1
Exons: 1
Coding region: 1-1281 (426 amino acids)
Cellular component (GO): VCP-NPL4-UFD1 AAA ATPase complex
Molecular function (GO): polyubiquitin modification-dependent protein binding
Source: RefSeq, a predicted model, not a curated record